AUCUUGUCGCGCCGCCGCUCCCCACUUCCCCAUCGGAGGCAAUACCGCAUCCUCAAUCGCCGCCAGCCUCAAUCGAGAGUUCCAACCGCGCCGACCCCCGUUCUCCUCCCAAUCCCCACAAUGGCAGCAUCGCAGAGUUCAUUAUCGAGGGUGCCGUCGAGGUGCACAGAGACGGCGCAGGCCACGGUCGCGUUCGAGAUCGCCGGCUACAGCCUGCAUAAGGGCCUCGAUAGAGGAAAAUACCUCCGUUCCCCGGUGUUCUCCAUUGGCGGCUACGACUGGUGCAUCCAGUACUACCCGGACGGAAAAAACAAGGACUAUGAAGGUUACGUUUCUGUCUUCCUCGAGCUCCUAACCAAGAACGCUGAGGCGACGACGCUCUACGACUGGAUGCUUGUGGAGCUGGUUAUGGGGAGGUCGAAUGUGGUGCAGUACGGCAAAGAGCCACGGGUGUUUAACCGUCAAAAGUCAGCUUGGGGCAUACCAAAGUUCAUGCAGACCACUGCUGAAACAGAGUUGAUAUAUGAGAGAAAUCAAUGCUUGGUUUUAGAGAUAUGCCGUAACAUCAGUGUCAUCAAGGAAACACUUGAGAUUGAUUUGCCGCCCUCCGACCUUUUGGAUAAUCUUGCAAUAUUUCUAGAGGGGAAGAAGGGAGCGGACGUGACUUUCAAGGUGCAAGGGGAGGUUUUUCCAGCUCAUAAGAAUUUGCUUGCGAUGCGAUCGGCGGUCUUUGAUGCGGAGUUCUACGGGCCGAUGGCGGACAAAGGGGCGCAGGACAUAACUAUUGACGACAUGCAGCCUGCUGUUUUCAAGGCAUUUCUUCACUUCAUCUACACGGAUUCAUUGCCUUCCAUGGACGAUCUUGAGGAUGAUGACAAAAGAGAAAUGUUUAAGCACUUACUCAUGGCUGCAGACAAGUAUGCGACGGGAAGAAUGAAGAUGAUAUGUGAAGGGAUGCUAUGCAAGUGUCUUGACGUUGAGACCGUGGCGACCAUCUUAGCUCUAGCUGACCAGCAUCAUUGCAGCAACCUGAAGAAUGCUUGCAUUGAAUUUAUGUUCUCUUCGAAUAAAAUGGAUGAUGUGAUCGCAAGCCAAGGGUAUCUGCACCUCAAAAGAUCUUUUCCUGGUCUUUUUGUAGAGAUGUUUGAGAGAAGUGUCAAGUCCCGCAAAAUUUAG
This is a messenger RNA of Triticum aestivum (bread wheat), 1176 nucleotides long. RefSeq names its product BTB/POZ and MATH domain-containing protein 2-like. The transcript has 6 exons. Gene Ontology annotation, biological process: protein ubiquitination. Bases 121 to 1176 code for a protein of 351 amino acids. Gene Ontology annotation, molecular function: protein binding. The record is from RefSeq and is a predicted model, not a curated record. Lineage: Eukaryota; Viridiplantae; Streptophyta; Magnoliopsida; Poales; Poaceae.